CAUCCUAGCUUUAGUAAAGUGUUCUGCCUAUAUUCGCAUAAAAUAUUCGAUAGAAAUGACCCAAACUUGUGCUAAGUGACUACUGCUAUCGAAUUUAGAGAACCCAAUAAGAGUGAACCGGUACUGGAAGAAAGAAAGACAUGUCGCCGCUUCUAGGGGCGCUAAUGCGAUGGCGCCGCGAAGCGGUGGAGUCAUCCUUGACAGAAGAUGCCGGCCCUGGAAGCACCGAGCCCACGCCGGAGCCGCAGUCGUCUCUAACAUCGACUGCAACGCCCGGCGCAGAGUUCGUAGAGGGGGUUAAAGAAAUAGCCCAAAAGCUGGAUUUGCAAAACUGGCAGUUGGUUGCUAUUCUUGUUGGAGUUGGCGUAGUGGUGCUAGGAGUGUGCUUCUGCUGCAUCAGACGAUGUUUCCGAAAGCGGCGCUCCAAGGAUGGCAAGAAGGGAAUGAAAGGAGUCGACCUCAAGUCCGUCCAACUCCUAGGAUCAGCGUACAAGGAAAAGGUUCAGCCGGACAUGGAAGAGCUGACUGAGAACGCGGAGGAACCAGAUGACGGUGAUUCUAAAAAGGAGGAGCAGAAACUAGGCAAACUACAGUAUAAGCUGGAAUACGAUUUUAAUAGCAACAGUCUGUCGGUUACUGUGAUUCAAGCGGAGGAACUGCCCGCCUUGGACAUGGGCGGUACAUCUGACCCUUACGUGAAAGUUUACCUACUACCAGAUAAGAAAAAGAAAUUCGAGACUAAAGUACAUCGGAAAACUUUGAGUCCCAUUUUUAAUGAGACUUUUGUUUUCAAGAACGUACCAUAUGCCGACGCAAUGAACAAAACACUGGUGUUCGCGAUUUUCGACUUCGAUCGAUUCUCCAAACAUGACCAGAUAGGGGAGGUGAAGGUACCGCUCUGUCAGGUAGACCUGGCACAAACCAUCGAGGAAUGGCGUGAACUACAGAGUGUUGAAGGAGAAGGGGGGCAGGACAACAAGUUGGGAGAUAUAUGUUUCUCAUUGCGUUAUGUACCAACGGCCGGAAAACUCACAGUUGUUAUUUUGGAAGCCAAGAACUUGAAGAAAAUGGACGUCGGUGGCCUAUCAGAUCCGUACGUAAAGAUAGCACUCAUGCAAAAUGGUAAACGCCUCAAGAAGAAGAAAACGAGUAUCAAGAAAUGCACACUGAAUCCCUAUUACAACGAGUCAUUUACUUUUGAAGUACCAUUCGAACAAAUACAGAAAGUAAAUCUAGUGGUAACGGUGGUGGACUACGAUCGCAUCGGUACAUCGGAGCCGAUUGGUAAGGUGGUGCUGGGCUACAACGCUUCAGGCACAGAGCUUCGUCACUGGUCCGACAUGCUUGCCAGCCCUCGGCGUCCGAUCGCACAAUGGCAUACUCUCAAAGACCCCGACGAUGGAGAAAAGAAGGAUUAAAUUACAUAAACCUGAGAAUAUGAUUACUUCAAGUGCGAGUGGGAAGAAUACCUACGCGAAUUGUUUUACUGGAGUUAUUCAAGUUUAUUUAUGACUGAAAAUUAAGCGUAUCCGCUAAAUAAAAUAAAAAGCGUGUUCUUUUACAUAGGUAUGCUUUAUAAGUGUUAAUUCAAAAUGCUAUACAUAAUUUACUAUAUUUGACUUCUAAUCAAUGUGGUAUCUAUGUGGUAAAAUAAUUAUUUUGGAAAAUCGACACAAUAUAUAAAAGUAAUUUACCUAAUUGUUCUCCUAAUGUUAUUUCAUUUUAAACAAUAUCGUAAUUUGACAUAAUUUGCCGUUACAUUUUUCAUUGUAUUCUUAAUACUGUAUGUAAUAAUUCUUAAUACUCGUGUCUUUGGUAAUCAUAGAAAUUUCGAAAACAAUCGAAAGCUUAUGGUAUUUUCAACUGUUGUUAUAUUGUUUAGUACUCCCAAAAUCGUAAAAUUCCAAUUUUACUAUAGGUACAAUACUUAGUGCUACAUGUACCUACUCAGUUCUUAAAGAUUUCAGUAUAUUCCUAAUUUAAAAUUGUUUCGUUGUAAGUACCCAAAUACCCAUUAUUUAAAGUUCGCUUGAAUUGUGUAUGAAAAUAUAAAUAUCAUUUACAUAAAAAAAUAACUACGCUAUGUAAAUAAGUUGAAUCCUGUUAACUUUAUUACAUUCUAUUUUACUAUCUUGUAAGUGUUAUAAUAUUGAUACCCUUUUAUUAUUAUAAUAAAAAUGGUUCCUCUGUAGAAGAGAAGUUAUAUAUUAAAUAAUUAUGAAGUUAUAUUUAGAAAAUUCCAUUGUCUUUACAAACAGCAUACUAUUUUUACGCGAAAUAUUGAAAUUCUCUUCUUAUGAGGAACAAUUAUAGGCCUAUCGUAUAGGUACCUAAUCUUUAUUAUUUUAAGACAUGACAUUUUUACGUGUGUUAAUUAAUAGUAUCUUCAGUAUCCAUUAUUUAACAGAAAAAAAUAUAUAAUUUGUAUAAAAGUUAGUUGAUACGUAUUUAUUUUUAGGAAGUGUUCUAAUAAUAUUGUUUUUAACAAAAAAUUUAAGUGGUGUCACAGAAACUAGUCAAAGUAUAACAUCAUACUAUAUACAUAUUAAUGUAUAAUAUAUACCUAAUUAUAAAUUCGCUAAUGAAGCUAUAAAAACUCUAUAUAUAUAUAUAUAUAUAUAUGGCGUUAUAACAUCGAUUAAUUGUCGUUUAUUGAAACAAUUCAGCGCCAAAAAAUUUGGUAUAUCUACACGAAAUUACCUAUUUAUAAAAGAAUGAUCUAUCUAUAUUAUACUUACAUAAUUAGCUAAAGCUUGACUGUUGUUGAUCUCAAACCUAUGUGUUAUUGUGUAUAUAAUGUAAUCACAUGUUAAACUUCACGGUCACGUAUAUCUACUUAUAUAGGAGUAAAGGAGUCGGGCUUCAAGUACAUUUAGAAGUGCACCAACACGAAACAAGUAGGGAUAGCCUUGUGGUUCAAGUACUGUAUUUAACAAUAAAUAUAUUUACGGUAAUAUAAAUAUAGAUUUAACUUUGGUUUGCAACAGAUUCAUUGCCAGUACCGGUAAAUAUAUAUUUUUUAAUAUAUUAUAAUAUAUACACUGUAUUAUGCAAAUAUAAGUCUACCUAAUACUUACUUUUAAUGUUCCAUCACUUUCGUUUCAUAAACGAAUACUGACGUUUUUUUGAACAAGAUGUCGUAUUUUUCCAAGUACACACCAUGACUUACUAAGCUGCUGUGAAUCUGUUGAAACAUCUUUCAAGUACCUACUAUAUAAUCUCAGGCCGCCACCAAUCAUGCGGUCGGGCCUCGGUAGAAUUGACAAUAUAGAUAUUCCAAAUGCUAUUUAAUAACAUUUUGUAUAAUCUUAAGACGAAAAGCCACGAAAUAUGUAUAUGUGAAUAAUCGCUAGAAUAUUAGAAAAAAAAAUCAAUAACUCGAUUUGUGUAAUUAUUUGUAGAAGUGGGCUACAUUAUUACGACCAACAAUGCUAGCCUUGCUAAUCUAAUGUGCUUAACAUUUCUUUAUUACCAGUACGUAUUCUAAACUAUUAUAUCAGCAUUUAAACUAUCGAAAUCACUAAUAAAUUAAAAUAAUGUACUCACAUCAUUAUCCCCAGAGGGAUAUUUACAAUACUAUCACAUAAUAAGUGGAUAACAAUGUGCAGCCUUAGUGAGUGGCCAUAAAAGAAAACAAAUAAACUUUGAUGUUUAGGUAGUCACUUUAUAUUCACAAUUUAUCUAGAAUAAAAGUGAUAAAAUAAGUACCUACUUAUUCAGUUAUAACAGUCAGUUAUAUCAUUCUUGAACAGUUCUAGUGACACUAUGAUACAGUGUAGGACAUGAGGAUAAGAAGAUCCAAAAUAAAUUUUCAAUAAGAAGUAUCUAAAAUUAUCUAAACAUGACUAUGUUGACUUCAUGCCAAACACUUCUUAAAACAACCACUUCCAUAAAAGCAAAGAAUUUGGAUGAUUGCCCAAAAUAUAAGCAUUCAAUUUGAUUAAAAAAUAUGGUGAUUACAGAUAGCUCUAUUCAUAAAUUGAGAUUCUUCUAUCAUCACUACCAUAUUAAAUUCUUCCAAUGUGGUUCAUAUAAGAGUUCAGCAAUAAUCAAAUAUAGUUUUACACUCUUAUAUCUGAACAAAUAAUUUAGGUAAAGGUAAGAUAUUAUUACAUGUAUAUUAAUGUUUAAGAAAAUAUUUUUAUUUUCAAAAUAUAUAAAAAUAUGUAUGUAAAAUUUUGCAUUUCAGUAACAUACUAACCACAAUUAAAAUUGAGAUACUGCUUUGUUAGUGAUUUCUGAUAGGUGCUGCAGUGUCAUAGCCAUCCUGCUAUACUUAAAAUGGCCCAAGUAAAUCAUAAUAAUUGUAAUGUACUUUUGACAGGAUGUAUAAUCCUGAAUUAAGUCACUUUUGGCUGAACCUACAACAUUAGGUUGAUGACAGUUCAUU
Messenger RNA from Achroia grisella, 4390 nucleotides. It is a transcript of the gene Syti, whose product is annotated as synaptotagmin 1. The transcript has 11 exons. Gene Ontology annotation, cellular component: synaptic vesicle membrane; axon; dense core granule. NCBI's taxonomy places the organism in Eukaryota, Metazoa, Arthropoda, Insecta, Lepidoptera, Pyralidae. Gene Ontology annotation, molecular function: calcium ion binding; syntaxin binding; phosphatidylserine binding. Gene Ontology annotation, biological process: cellular response to calcium ion; regulation of dopamine secretion; calcium ion-regulated exocytosis of neurotransmitter. The record is from RefSeq and is a predicted model, not a curated record. The coding region runs from base 141 to 1418 and encodes 425 amino acids.